Messenger RNA from Paramuricea clavata, 319 nucleotides. Lineage: Eukaryota; Metazoa; Cnidaria; Anthozoa; Malacalcyonacea; Plexauridae. The record is from the annotation of a GenBank genome assembly.
UGAGUUGCUGUGUCCUGUCGCAUGUCUCAAAGAGUAUGAGAAACGAACAAAAAUGUUUCGUCCGAGUUCCAGCAAAGAACCAAAUAAACUGUUUUUAUCACUAAAUAAACCUCACAAACCUAUAACCUCCUCAACGUUGUCCCAUUGGGUAAAGGUUUGCUUACUAGAAGCAGGAAUAGAGAACAAUGUAUUUAAAGCACACUCUGCAAGAGGUGCAUCGACGUCUGCAGCAGCUAGAGCUGGUAUUUCUCUUCCUGAAAUAAUAAAAUUGGGAGAUCGGACAAAGGAUAGUACCUUCAAGCGAUUCUAUUAUCGUCCG